CAAACUAAGCGCAGAGGGUAAUCAUUGACGAAGGACUUCACUAUACCUGGAGUUGUGAGAAUUAACACUGGUCAACAUGGAAAGAAAAAUCCUCUGUUGGAUAUUUUUAUUUGGAUAUUUUUAUGUUGCUAUUGGACAAGGUUCAUCUACAACAAGUGCCACCAGCCCAACUCCAUUUUCAAGUGCAACCACCACAACUCCAGUUUCAACCACUACACCUGCAGCCACCUCAACUACAAUUUCAACCACGACAACUACAGGCCCCACCAAUCCAGUUUCAACUACCACAUCUCUAAUUUCAACAGCCACAACUGCAGCCCCUACCUCUCCAGUAACAGGCACCAACACUGCAUCUGCUACAACUACAACCCCAACAACUGCAACUCAUACAACUGCAGGUCAUACGAGUGAAGCUCCUACAGCUGCCCCCAUGACUGUAGCCCCCACAACUGCAGCUCCUACAACUGUAGCACCCACAGCUGCAGCUCAUACAACUGAGGGUAUUACCAGUUUAGCCUCCACAACUGCGGGCCCCACAUCUCCAACCCCUACAAUUGAAGGCCAUAUAACUGCAGCUCGCACAAUUGCAGCCCCCACAACUGCACCUACUACAAUUGGAACCACAAUAACUGAAGUCGUAACAAGUGCAACCCUCACAACUGUAGCACCCACAGCUGUAGCUCCCACAACUAUAGCCCCUACGACUGCAGCUUCUACAACUGCAACCACUACAACUGAAGUCGCAACAACUGCAGCUCCUACAACUGCAACUCCCACAACUGUAGCCCCCACAACUGUAACAACUACAACUGCACCCUCCACAACUGGAGAGCCUACGACUGCAGCCUUCACAACUCUAGCCUCCACAACUGCAACCACCAUAACUGAAGUCGCAACAACUGCAGCUCCUACAAGUGCAACCCCCACAACUCUAGCCCCCACUACUGUUACAACUGCAACUGCACCCUCCACAACUGGAGAGCCCACGACCGCAGCAACUCCAUUCUCAACAACGGCAACAACCACAACUGAAGUCGCAACAACUGCAGCUCCUACAACUGCAGCUCCUACAACUGCAACCCCCACAACUGUAGCCCCCACUACUGUAACAAGUACAAAUGCACCCUCCACAAUUGGAGAGCAUAUGACUGCAGCCUCCACAACUGUAAUAACUACAACUGCACCUUCCACAACUCGAGAGCCUACGACUGCAGCCUCCACAACUGCAACCACAACAACUGAAGUUGCAACAACUGCAACCCCCACAACUGUAGCCCCCACAACUGUAACAACUACAACUGCAGCCUCCACAACUUCAGCUCCUACGAGUGCAGCCUCCACAACUUCAGCUCCUACGAGUGCAGCCUCCACAACUGCAGCCUCCACAACUGCAACUCCUACGACUGCAGCUUCUACAACUGCAACCACUACAACUGAAGUCGCAACAACUGCAGCCCCAACAACUCAAACCGCUUCAACAGAAGCCCCCACAACCGCGGCACAUACAACUGCAGCUACAACAACGGCAGCCCCUACCACUGUAUCUGCUUCAACUGGGUUCCCUACAACUGUGGACCCCACGACUGCAUCAAGAACAACUGCAUUUCAUACUACUGCAGCCCCCACAACGGUAAUAACUACAACUGCAGCCUCCACAACUGGAGAACCUACGACUACAGCCUCCACAACUCCAGCCUCCACAACUGCAACCACCACAACUGAAGUCACAACAACUGCAGCUCCUACAAGUGCAACCCCCACAACUGUAGCCCCCAAUACUGUUACAACUGCAACUGCACCCUCCACAACUGGAGAGCCCACGACUGCAGCCUCCACAACUCCAGUCUCCACAACUGCCACAACCACAACUGAAGUCGCAACAAUUGCAGCUCCUACAAGUGCAACCCCCGCAACUCUAGCCCCCACUACUGUUACAACUGCAACUGCACCCUCCACAACUGGAGAGCCCACGACUGCAGCAACUCCAUUCUCCACAACUGCAACAACCACAACUGAGGUCGCAACAACUGCAGCUCCUACAACUGCAGCUCCUACAACUGCAACCCCCACAACUGUAGCCCCCACUACUGUAACAAGUACAAAUGCACCCUCCACAAUUGGAGAGCAUACGACUGCAGCCUCCACAACUGUAAUAACUACAACUGCACCCUCCACAACUCGAGAGCCUACGACUGCAGCCUCCACAACUGCAACCACAACAACUGAAGUCGCAACAACUGCAACCCCCACAACCCCCACAACUGUAGCCCCCACAACUGUAACAACUACAACUGCAGCCUCCACAACUUCAGCUCCUACGAGUGCAGCCUCCACAACUGCAGCUCCUACGAGUGCAGCCUCCACAACUGCAACUCCUACGACUGCAGCUUCUACAACUGCAACCACUACAACUGAAGUCGCAACAACUGCAGCCCCAACAACUCAAACCGCUUCAACAGAAGCCCCCACAACCGCGGCACAUACAACUGCAGCUACAACAACGGCAGCCCCUACCACUGUAUCUGCUACAACUGGGUUCCCUACAACUGUGGACCCCACGACUGCAUCAAGAACAACUGCAUUUCAUACUACUGCAGCCCCCACAACGGUAAUAACUACAACUGCAGCCUCCACAACUGGAGAACCUACGACUACAGCCUCCACAACUCCAGCCUCCACAACUGCAACCACCACAACUGAAGUCACAACAACUGCAGCUCCUACAACUGCAACCCCCACAACUGUAGCCCCCACAACUGUAACAACAACUACAACAGCACCCUCCACAACUGGAGAGCCUAUGACUGUAGACUCCACAACUCCAGUCUCCACAACUGCAACCAGCACAACUGAAGUCGCAACAAUUGCAACUCCUACAACUGCAACCCCCACAACUGUAUCCCCCACUACUGUAACAACUACAAAUGCAUCCUCCACAAUUGGAGAGCAUACGACUGCAGCCUCCACAACUGCAACCACCACAACUGAAGUCGCAACAACUGCAACCCCCACAACUGUAGCCCCCACAAUUCAAACCGCUUCAACAGAAGCCCCCACAACCGCGGCCCAUACAACUGCAGCCUCCACAACUGGAGAACCUACGACUACAGCCUCCACGACUCCAGCCUCCACAACUGCAACCACCACAACUGAAGUCGCAACAACUGCAGCUCCUACAACUGCAACCCCCACAACUGUAGCCCCCACAACUGUAACAACUACAACAGCACCCACCACAACUGGAGAGCCUACGACUGUAGACUCCACAACUCCAGCCUCAAGAACUGCAACCAGCACAACUGAAGUCGCAACAACUGCAGCUCCUACAAGUGCAACCCCCACAACUGUAGCCCCCACUACUAUUAGAACUGCAACUGCACCCUCCACAACUGUAGAGCCCACGACUGCAGCCUCCACAACUCCAGUAUCCACAACUGCCACAACCACAACUGAAGUCGCAACAAUUGCAGCUCCUACAAGUGCAACCCCCGCAACUCUAGCCCCCACUACUGUUACAACUGCAACUGCACCCUCCACAACUGGAGAGCCCACGACUGCAGCAACUCCAUUCUCCACAACUGCAACAACCACAACUGAGGUCGCAACAACUGCAGCUCCUACAACUGCAGCUCCUACAACUGUAGCCCCCACUACUGUAACAAGUACAAAUGCACCCUCCACAUUUGGAGAGCAUACGACUGCAGCCUCCACAACUGUAAUAACUACAACUGCACCCUCCACAACUGGAGAGCCCACGACUGCAGCAACUCCAUUCUCCACAACUGCAACAACCACAACUGAGGUCGCAACAACUGCAGCUCCUACAACUGCAGCUCCUACAACUGUAGCCCCCACUACUGUAACAAGUACAAAUGCACCCUCCACAUUUGGAGAGCAUACGACUGCAGCCUCCACAACUGCAACCACAACAACUGAAGUCGCAACAACUGCAACCCCCACAACUGUAGCCCCCACAACUGUAACAACUACAACUGCAGCCUCCACAACUUCAGCUCCUACGAGUGCAGCCUCCAUAACUGCAGCCUCCACAACUGCAACUCCUACAACUGCAGCUUCUACAACUGCAACUACUACAACUGAAGUCGCAACAACUGCAGCCCCAACAACUCAAACCGCUUCAACAGAAGCCCCCACAACCGCGGCACAUACAACUGCAGCUACAACAACGGCAGCCCCUACCACUGUAGCUGCUACAACUGGGUUCCCUACAACUGUGGACCCCACGACUGCAUCAAGAACAACUGCAUUUCAUACUACUGCAGCCCCCACAACGGUAAUAACUACAACUGCAGCCUCCACAACUGGAGAACCUACGACUACAGCCUCCACAACUCCAGCCUCCACAACUGCAACCACCACAACUGAAGUCGCAACAACUGCAGCUCCUACAAGUGCAACCCCCACAACUGUAGCCCCCACUACUGUUACAACUGCAACUGCACCCUCCACAACUGGAGAGCCCACGACUGCAGCCUUCACAACUCCAGUCGCCACAACUGCAACAACCACAACUGAAGUCGCAACAAUUGCAACUCCUACAACUGCAACCCCCACAACUGUAUCCCCCACUACUGUAACAACUACAAAUGCAUCCUCCACAAUUGGAGAGCAUACGACUGCAGCCUCCACAACUGUAAUAACUACAACUGCACCCUCCACAACUCGAGAGCCUACGACUGCAGCCUCCACAACUGAAGUCGCAACAACUGCAACCCCCACAACUGUAGCCCCCACAACUCAAACCGCUUCAACAGAAGCCCCCACAACCGCGGCCCAUACAACUGCAGCUACAACAACGGCAGCCCCUACCACUGUAGCUGCUACAACUGGGUUCCCUACAACUGUGGGCCCCACGACUGCAUCAACAACAACUGCAUUUCAUACUACUGCAGCCCCCACAACGGUAACAACUACAACUGCAGCCUCCACAACUGGAGAACCUACGACUACAGCCUCCACAACUCCAGCCUCCACAACUGCAACCACCACAACUGAAGUCGCAACAACUGCAGCUCCUACAACUGCAACCCCCACAACUCUAGCCCCCACAACUCUAGCCCCCACAACUUUAACAACUACAACAGCACCCUCCACAACUGGAGAGCCCACAACUGCAGCAACUCCAGUCUCCACAACUGCAACAACCACAACUGUAGCCCCCACUACUGUAACAAGUACAAAUGCACCCUCCAUAAUUGGAGAGCAUACGACUGCAGCCUCCAUAACUGUAAUAACUACAACUGCACCCUCCACAACUCGAGAGCCUACGACUACAGCCUCCACAACUCCAGCCUCCACAACUGCAACAACUGAAGUUGCAACAACUGCAGCUCCUACAAGUGCAACCCCCACAACUCGAGAGCCUACGACUACAGCCUCCACAACUCCAGCCUCCACAACUGCAACAACUGAAGUUGCAACAACUGCAGCUCCUACAAGUGCAACCCCCACAACUGUAGCCCCCACUACUGUUACAACUGCAACUGCACCCUCCACAACUGGAGAGCCCACGAUUGCAGCCUCCACAACUCCAGUCUCCACAACUGCAACAACCACAACUGAAGUCGCAACAAUUACAACUCCUACAACUGCAGUCACCACAACUGUAGCCCCCACAACUGCAACCACUACAACUGCAGUCCCCACAACUGUAGCUCCCACACCUGCAAACCCCACAACUGUAGCCACGACAACUGCAACCCCCACAACUGUAGCCCCCACAACUGCAACCACUACAACUGCAGUCCCCACAAUUGCCUCCUCCACAACUGAAGUCGCAACAACUGCAACCCCCACAACUGUAGCCCCCACAACUGUAACAACUACAACUGCAGCCUCCACAACUUCAGCUCCUACGAGUACAGCCUCCACAACUCCAGCCUCCACAACUAUAGCCACCAUAACUGAAGUCCCAACAACUGCAACCCCCACAACUGCAGUCCCCACAACUGCUGCCACUACAACUGCAGUCACCACAACUGUAGCCCCCACAACUGCAGUCCCCACAACUGCAACCACUACAACUGCAACCACUACAACUGUAGUCCCAACAAAUGUAGCUCCCACAACUGCAGCCCCCACAACUGUAGCCCCCACAACUGCAGUCCCCACAACAACAACCACUACAACUGCAGUCCCCACAACUGUCUCCUCCACAACUGAAGUUGCAACGACUGCAGCCCCAACAACUCUAACCCCUUCAACAACCCUAAUCAUAUCGACUCCAGAAGAACCACCAUCACAGGGUUUAUCACUGGCACACCUACAGAUGAGGAUUACUACCUUUGGGGAUGUCAGCAAUGGAACCAUUAUUGCACUUGUUAAACAGUUUUUUGGUGACCAGCUCCCGAGUGGAACAGCCCACACAGUUACCCAGCUGUCAAAACGUAGGCACUCCCUCCAAUGCGGAGUGAGGACUGAAUCACAAACAACUUGCAAUCAUUGCAAUAUUUCUCUUGACAGGGAGUUGUGGGAAGUAACAUCUCUAACCAUGGAAAUUAAAAUCCUUUGUUGGAUAUUUUUGCUUGGACAUUUUUAUGCAGCUUCCGGACAAACAACUACUGUAGUUCCGACAACUGCAGCCCCCACUACUGUCGCCCCUACAACGGCUGUUCCCAUAACUAUAGGUCCUACAACUGUGGCCCCAACAACUACAGCCCCAACUACUGUAGUUCCGACAACUGCUGCCCCCACUACUGCGGCCCCUACAACAGCUGCUCCCACAACUACAGGUCCUACAACUGCAGCCACAACAACUGUAGUUCCUACAACUGCAGCCCCUACAACUACUACUCCAACAACUACAGGUCUCACAACUGCAGCCCCCACUACUGUAGUUCUGACAACUGGAGUCCCCACAACUGCAGCCCCCACUACUUUAGCCCCUAUAACAGCUGCUCCCACAACUACAGGUCCUACAACUGCAGCCACAACAACUGUAGUUCCUACAACUGCAGCCCCUACAACUACUACUCCAACAACUACAGGUCUCACAACUGCAGCCCCCACUACUGUAGUUCUGACAACUGGAGUCCCCACAACUGCAGCCCCCACUACUUUAGCCCCUAUAACAGCUGCUCCCACAACUACAGGUCCUACAACUGCAGCCCCAACAACUGCAGCCCCCACUACUUUAGUCCCUACAACAGCUUCUCCCACAACUGCAGCCCCAACAACUGCAGCCCCCACAACUACAGCCCCUACAACAGCUGCUCCCACAACUACAGGUCCUACAACUGCAGCAUCGACACCUGCCGGUCCCACAACUGCAGCCUUCACAACUGCAGCCCCGACAACUGCAGCCCCCUCAACUGCAGCCCCGACAACUGCAGCCCCGACAACUGCAGCCUUCACAACUGCAGCCCCCUCAACUGCAGCCCCGACAACUGCAGCCCCCACUAAUGUAGUUCAGACAACUGUGGCCCCAACCACUGCAUUCCCUACAACAGCUGCUCCCACAACUACAGGUCCUGCAACUGCAACCACGACAACUGCAGACCCUACUACUGUAGUUCUGACAACUGUGGCCCCCACUACUGUCGCCCCUACAACGGCUGUUCCCAUAACUAUAGGUCCUACAACUGUGGCCCCAACAACAACAGCCCCAACUACUGUAGUUCCGACAACUGCUGCCCCCACUACUGUCGCCCCUACAACGGCUGUUCCCAUAACUAUAGGUCCUACAACUGUGGCCCCAACAACAACAGCCCCAACUACUGUAGUUCCGACAACUGCUGCCCCCACUACUGUCGCCCCUACAACGGCUGUUCCCAUAACUAUAGGUCCUACAACUGUGGCCCCAACAACUACAGCCCCAACUACUGUAGUUCCGACAACUGCUGCCCCCACUACUGCGGCCCCUACAACAGCUGCUCCCACAACUACAGGUCCUACAACUGCAGCCACAACAACUGUAGUUCCUACAACUGCAGCCCCUACAACUACUGCUCCAACAACUACAGGUCCUACAACUGCAGCCACAACAACUGUAGUUCCUACAACUGCAGCCCCUACAACUACUGCUCCAACAACUACAGGUCUCACAACUGCAGCCCCCACUACUGUAGUUCUGACAAAUGGAGCCCCCACAACUGCAGCCCCCACUACUUUAGCCCCUAUAACAGCUGCUCCCACAACUACAGGUCCUACAACUGCAGCCCCAACAACUGCAGCCCUGACAACUGCAGCCCCCACUACUUUAGUCCCUACAACAGCUUCUCCCACAACUGCAGCCCCAACAACUGCAGCACCCACAACUACAGCCCCUACAACAGCUGCUCCCACAACUACAGGUCCUACAACUGCAGCAUCGACAACUGCUGCUCCCACAACUGCAGCCCCCUCAACUGCAGCCCCGACAACUGCAGCCCCGACAACUGCAGCCCCCACUACUGUAAUUCAGACAACUGUGGCCCCAACCACUGCAUUCCCUACAACAGCUGCUCCCACAACUACAGGUCCUAUAACUGCAGCAUCGACAACUGUAAUUCCAACAACUGCAGCCCCUACUACUGCUGCUCCCACAACUGCAGCCUUCAUAACUGCAGCCGCCUCAACUGCAGCCUUCACAACUACAUCCCCCACAACUGCAGGUCCUAUAACUGCAGCAACGACAACUGUAAUUCCUACAACUGCAGCCCCUACAACUGCUGCUCCCACAACUCUAGCCUUCACAACUGCAGCCCCCUCAACUGCAGCCCCUACAACUGCUGCUCCCACAACUGCAGCCUUCACAACUGCAGCCCCGACAACUGCAGCCCCCACUACUAUAGUUCCGACAACUGUAGACCCAACCACUGCUUUCCCUACAACAGCUGCUCCCACUACUGUAGUUAAAACAACUGCAGCCCCCACUACUGUAGCCCCUACAGCCGCUGCUCCCACAACUACAGGUCCUGCAACUGCAACCACGACAACUACAGCCCCUACUACUGUAGUUCUGACAACUGUGGCCUUAACGACUGCAGCCCCCACAACUACAGCUGCCACUACUUUAGUUACGACAACUGCAGCCCCCACUACUUUAGCCCCUACAACAGUUGCUCCCACAACAAUAGGUCCUGCAACUGCAACCACGACAACUGCAGCCCCUACUACCGUAGUUCUGACAACCGUGGCCCCAACAACUGCAGCCCCCACAACUAUAACAACUACAACUGCACCCUCCACAACUCGAGAGCCUAUGACUGCAGCCUCCACAACUGCAACCACCACAACUGAAGUCGCAACAACUGCAGCCUCCACAACUGUAAUAACUACAACUGCACCAUCCACAACUCGAGAGCCUACGACUGCAGCCUCCACAACUGCAGCCUCCACAACUGCAACCCCCACAACUGUAGCCCCCACAACUAUAACAACUACAACUGCAGCCACAACUUCUACUACCGUAGUUCUGACAACCGUGGCCCCAACAACUGCAGCCCCCACAACUAUAACAACUACAACUGCACCAUCCACAACUCGAGAGCCUACGACUGCAGCCUCCACAACUGCAACCCCCACAACUGUAGCCCCCACAACUAUAACAACUACAACUGCAGCCACAACUUCAGCUCCUACAAGUACAGCCUCCACAACUCCAGCCUCCACAACUGUAGCCACCACAACUGAAUUCGCACCAAAUGCAACCCCCACAACUGUAACAACUACAACUGCAGCCUCCACAACUUCAGCUCCUACGAGUGCAGCCUCCACAACUCCAGCCUCUACAACUGUAGCCACCAUAACUGAAUUUGCACCAACUGCAACCCCUACAACUGUUGCCCCCACAACUGUAACAACUACAACUGCAGCCUCCACAACUUCAGCUCCUGCGAGUGCAGCCUCCACAACUCCAGCCUCCACCAUAACUGAAUUCGCACCAACUGCAACCCCCACAACUGUAACAACUACAACUGCAGCCUCCACAACUUCAGCUCCUGCGAGUGCAGCCUCCACAACUCCAGCCUCCACCAUAACUGAAUUCGCACCAACUGCAACCCCCACAACUAUAGCCCCCACAACUGUAACAACUACAACUGCAGCCUCCACAACUUCAGCUCCUGCGAGUGCAGCCUCCACCAUAACUGAAUACGCACCAACUGCAACCCCCACAACUAUAGCCCCCACAACUGUAACAACUACAACUGCAGCCUCCAUAACUUCAGCCUCCACAACUGUAGCCACCAUAACUGAAUUCUCACCAACUGCAGCCUCCACAACUUCAGAUCCUACGAGUGCAGCCUCCACAACUCCAGCCUCCACAACUGUAGCCCCCACAACUGUAACAACUACAACAGCACCCUCUACAACUUCAGCUCCUAGUGCAGCCUCCACAACUCCAGCCUCCACAACUGUAGCCCUCACAACUGCAGCCUCCACAACUCCAGCCUCCACAACUGCAACCACCACAACUGAAGUCGCAACAACUGCAGCUACUACAACCCCCACAACUGUAGCCCCCACAACUGUAACAACUAAAACUAUACCCUCCACAACUGGAGAGCCUACGACUACAGCCUCCACAACUCCAGCCUCCACAACUGCAACCACCACAACUGAUUUUGCAAAAACUUCAGCUCCUACAACUCCCCUUAUCACACCAACUCCUGGAGAACCACCAAACCAAGGCUUGGUAUCACUUGCACACAUACAACUGAGAAUAUCUACCUUUGGGGAGGUCAGCAAUGGAACCAUCAUUGAACUUGUUAAACAGUUUUUUGGAGACCGGCUCCCGAAUGGAUCAGCCCACACAGUUACCGUGACAAACAUACAAAGGGUUCAAGUGUCCCCAUAGAAGCAUCAUGGAGAUUUUUGACAAAUGCAAUUUCAGGUUGGGCUGCUGGUAUUGUUUAUAAACAAUGUGAAGGGGCAGUCACCCUUAACCAUUUAAUCAUAUCAGGAAAGUGUCUUUGAUUUGUAUAUUGCUUUCAGUUUGGGCACAACACAUCGUAUGUCAUUAUACUCCAAUAUGUUGAAGUGGUCUACAACCAAUAACAAGAAAUCAACAGAAGUAUCUGGAUUGCUCUUAAGGUGCAAGAGAAGGUGUUUUUAAUCAAUGACAAAACUUAAGUUUAAGGCUCACAACCCUCUUGUGUUUCUAUUAUUAGCAUUCUGUCAAACUUCUCUGACAAUUUUCCCUUUAAACCAAACAAUAUUCUUGUCUGUGCAGUAUUUCCCGGAAUGUAAUAAUUUAAUUAAUUAAAAUGUGGUAGAGCUUAAUCAUUUGCUCUGUAUAAUUUCCAAGAUGGUAUUCUGAAUGAUCCUCCAUCAAGGACCUUGAAGAAUAAUAAACAAGAGAUUAUA
Messenger RNA from Trematomus bernacchii (emerald rockcod), 11307 nucleotides. Its product is annotated as mucin-2-like. The coding region runs from base 77 to 10798 and encodes 3573 amino acids. The record is from RefSeq and is a predicted model, not a curated record. NCBI's taxonomy places the organism in Eukaryota, Metazoa, Chordata, Actinopteri, Perciformes, Nototheniidae. The transcript is spliced from 8 exons.